ACGUGUUCCUGGGGCCGGUGGAUGACUACGUGUUGGCCCCGGUGGCUCGCUUUUCCGGGGCGUGGAAUGUGCCCUCCCUCACCCCCGGCGGCCAACCCAGCGCCUUCGACAGUCGCAAGGAUUACCCCUUACUCACCAGGCUCAAGGGCUUCUACACUGAGGUGGGGAAGCUGUUCUCGUCCGUGGUAAAACACUGGGACUGGAAAGUGUUGGGGCUGAUCUAUGAGGACCGUGACGACGAGAAGGGCAACUCUGUGUGUCACUUCACCCUCGCCUCCAUCUACAACAGCUUCGACGCCAAACCCUACACCCAGAAGUUCAUGAAGAGCACCAACAGGAACUUUACAGAGCUGCUCAUGAGCUUCCACGACAAAGCGAGGAGUGAGUGUUGA
This is a messenger RNA of Homarus americanus (American lobster), 392 nucleotides long. Its product is annotated as atrial natriuretic peptide receptor 3-like. NCBI's taxonomy places the organism in Eukaryota, Metazoa, Arthropoda, Malacostraca, Decapoda, Nephropidae. The record is from RefSeq and is a predicted model, not a curated record. Gene Ontology annotation, molecular function: signaling receptor activity; peptide hormone binding. The annotation marks the transcript as partial. The transcript is spliced from 2 exons.